ACAACAAAGCCCGACGAGACUCACACGUACGCAGCCUGACUCACGCAGAAGAGCUGUGCUGAGGAACCAGUGUAUAGAGGAGGUUUAAACAUGGAUAUUCAGUCCUGAGAGGUUUAUAGCUGACUCGUCUGCUUUUGCUGUUUGGCUUUUAUAUUAUUACUCGGUGAAAAACAUGUUGGAUAAACGUGUCGUGGAUUCACGUCGAGACCAAGCAGAAGACGUGAGAGGAAAAUCCGCUUCGACUAAGGAGUGUUUUGAGAAGCAGUAUAAGUUAGGAGCUCUGCUGGGAAGCGGUGGGUUCGGCUCUGUGUUCUCAGGACAGAGAAUCUCUGAUGGUUUACAGGUCGCUAUCAAACAAGUGUGUCAUGAUAGAGUGCAGCAGUGGGCAGGACUGGAUGGUGAAUCGAACCCGGUCCCCAUGGAAGUGGCGCUCCUGCUGCAGCUCGGGGGUUCCGGUCACCCCGGCAUCAUCCGCAUGCUCGAUUGGUUCGAGGUUCCUGGUCGGGGUUUUUUUAUCGUGUUCGAGAGACCACAGCCGUGCCAGGACCUAUUCGACUUCAUCACCGAGCGUGGCGCCAUAGAUGAACCACUUGCACGAAGGUUUUUAAAGCAGGUGGUUGAAGCGAUUCAGUUUUGCCACUCGAGAGGAAUCGUCCAUCGAGACAUCAAAGACGAGAACAUCCUAGUGGACACGCGUACCGGAGAUGUCAAGAUCAUCGACUUUGGAUCUGGGGCUCUUUUGAAGGACACGGCCUACACAGACUUUGAAGGAACCAGAGUUUACAGCCCACCUGAAUGGAUCCUGCAUCAACGCUACGAAGCACUUCCGCUCACCGUCUGGUCUCUGGGCGUCCUGCUGUUUGACAUGGUGUGUGGAGACAUUCCCUUUGAGAGAGACAGAGACAUUGUCCAGGCUACGCCCGGUUUCACUAAGCGUGUUUCUAAAGAAUGUCAUACUCUCAUUCGAUGGUGCCUCUCAUACCGCCCAGAGGAUCGUCCAAGCCUAGAGCAGAUUUUGCUCCAUCCCUGGAUGAUGGAGAGCACAGAAGACAUCGGGGACCUGCAGGAUGUCGGCAACAUCACACCGAGCCUUUAAUUUACAAACAAUUUAUAGACUAAUUUCAGAGGACUGAUGAAACUUCAAACCCGCAGCUUGACGAUACACUGGAUUACAUCACACUUUAACACUGGCCUCUCAACACCUCCAUAUUUAUCACGUUGUUUUCUUUGAUGGAAACGUUCUCCGGCAUUGCGUCAUCCCAAAGGACACUUUCUCCCUGUCGGCGUCUCGAUUCGAUGCGACGCACAACUGUUGCUUUGCCUGGUUUAUUUAUUUACCUAUUUAUUAACUCGGACACGUUGUUAUUAUUAGGUAUUUAUAUUCUGUACUCGAGGGAUGAAGUUUCAGAAGCAGCUCUGGACUUACAGCCAUCGUUGACCAAGAACACGUUCCUGCCUGGUUCUACAGGCUCUUUGUAUAUAGUAUUGUUUCCUCAUUUUAAGAGGAGGUUUUUGUUUCACGCCCACUGAGGAUUCGGAUACAACAGCGACUGUCGGCGAAGUGAACGGGUUUCGAUCCAGCAACCGUUCAUGUCUGCAUUCACUAAACAUCCUACAGUGGAUUUGUUUUUGUUUUUUAAACCAACGUGCCUUUUACUUUCGGUAUCUGUGUUUGUGACCGUGCUCUAAAAUCGAACAACAUUCAAGAAUGUAAGCUGCCAAAAAGGUGCUGAACUUUUCAUGUGUCAAAACAGGAUGAAUGUUGUUCCUCACUGAGAAACAGUGUGUUUACUUAGAAAGCCAAAGAGAUCUAAAUAGCACAAGUGUGGAGGUUUUUUUUCCUCAUUUUGUUUUGUUAUUUUUGACUAAUUGUAUUCUUGUUUAAAAUACAGGACCAAAUGCCAAUUCAAAAAUGUUACAACUAUAAACUUUUAUAGUGCAAAACCAAAUAUGAAUGUAUUUGUUCUUCUACUAUUUAAAUUGAAUCUCGAUUUGUUUUGUUUGUUUUUUGUGGAAAAAUAUCCAAAAGCAUGUUUUAUUAAAUAUAAAAAUUGAAAUCCUUGCUGGUUUGCUCGGGUUUGCACAACAGAUUUUCUGUAAAUACUUGUGUAUUGAAUUUUGUAAUUUUUGUGGCAGCAGUCACAUCAGUGUAUUUAAUUUAAAUUAAACAAAAACACACUCAUAA
This is a messenger RNA of Tachysurus fulvidraco (yellow catfish), 2185 nucleotides long. It is a transcript of the gene pim2, whose product is annotated as Pim-2 proto-oncogene, serine/threonine kinase. The record is from RefSeq and is a predicted model, not a curated record. Gene Ontology annotation, biological process: regulation of mitotic cell cycle; negative regulation of apoptotic process; protein autophosphorylation. Bases 173 to 1096 code for a protein of 307 amino acids. The transcript is spliced from 7 exons. Gene Ontology annotation, cellular component: cytoplasm. NCBI's taxonomy places the organism in Eukaryota, Metazoa, Chordata, Actinopteri, Siluriformes, Bagridae. Gene Ontology annotation, molecular function: protein serine/threonine kinase activity; ATP binding.